AUGAAUGACAAUACUCAGGAGGUGGAAGAAUUAGACAUACCGCUGACCAUACAGCAGGAAAUUGACUUAUCAAUGAGUGAUACUAGUUCUUCAAAACAAACUCCCACAGAUGCAUCGAUACAUAGUGUUCAUAACGGAACACAUAGCAACAGCUUCAAAAACCCCAUAGGGUACGAUGACGAUAAUACAAAGAGCCACUUGCUUCGUGUUUCGUCAGUUCCAGAUAAUGUAGAUAAAGCAUCAAUUGCAUCCUCAUCGGCGGAGUCAUUGAAUAUUUUAUUGGAAAAGCAACGGGUUAGACAAUUGAAUCACCCAUUACAUCAGGAGCAUAUAUCAUCACCAGCCUCUACUUUAAUAUACAAUAAUUCAAACCGAACAGCUCCAUUUAACACUUUCAACAAUAAGUUUGCAACUUUAGAUGAGAAGUUAGGACGAACUAGUACUAAAGUAAAAGAGACAAAUAGAAUAUCUCUUACUUAUGAUCCAAUAUCUAAAAGGAAAGUUCUAAACACUUAUGAGAUUAUUAAAGAACUAGGCCAUGGACAACAUGGUAAAGUUAAGCUAGCGAAGGAUUUAUUGACUAGCCAAUUAGUAGCUAUCAAGAUUGUUGAUAGACACGAAAAACUUCGAUUGACCAACUUCUUUAAAUUCAAUAAAAGGAAACAACAGAAUGAUGACAGAAUCAAGAGAGAAAUUGCCAUCAUGAAAAAAUUACAUCAUAAACAUGUUGUAAAACUAAUUGAAGUAUUAGAUGAUCUAAAAUCAAGAAAGAUUUACCUCGUUUUAGAAUAUUGUGCUCAAGGUGAAAUUAAAUGGUGUCCAAAGGAUUGCCUCGAAACAGAAGCGAAAGGCCCUCCAUUAUUAAGCUUUCAAUCGGCGAGGGAAAUAAUUAGAGGUGUCAUAUUGGGACUAGAAUACUUACACUACCAAGGGAUUAUUCACAGAGACAUUAAACCUGCUAAUCUUUUGGUAGAUGAAGAGGGUACUGUGAAAAUCUCCGAUUUUGGGGUUUCAUUGGCAUCUAGAAGUUCAGGAAAUUCAACUGCAAAUUCAUCGUCUGUACUGGGCGGUACUCCAAGAAAUUUAUCUAGGUCAUCAACGGAAAGUAUGAAUACUACUAAUAAUAAUGAUGAUGAGUCUAUUGAUGAGGUCGAAUUGGCUAAGACAGCAGGUACUCCAGCAUUUUUUGCACCAGAAAUAUGUCUAGGUGAAGAAGCGUUCGAUAAAUUUUCUCUAAGGAAGAAUGAGAUGUUCAAAGGUUCGUGUAUUUCUUUUAUGAUCGAUAUAUGGGCCCUUGGGAUUACAUUCUACUGUCUUCUCUUUGGCAUGUUGCCAUUUAUAUCAGAUUUUGAAUUGGAAUUAUUUGAAAAAAUUGUGGGCGAACCAUUGACUUUCCCAUCAUAUGAAGAACUUCAGGCGAAUAGAGUUUCUAAUGUUUGUUCUAUAGAGGAAUAUGAAGCAGCAAAAAAUGUUUUACAGAGGCUUUUGGAAAAGAAUCCAUCGAAGAGAUGCUCAAUUUUGGAAUUGAAAUAUCAUCCUUUCAUAUGUUGGGAUUUUGACCAUUUUGCAGAAUUAAAUGAAGAUCUAAUAACUUCCAAAUUAAAAGAAAAGGAAAUAUUUCAGGCUAAUCAAGUUGAUUCACUAGAACAAAUUUCAGUCACUCAACAUGAACUCAAAAAUGCUGUUUCUGGUGUAGGAAAAAAGAUUAAAGAAUCAAUUUUGAAAAGCAUAUCGUUAAAGCAAAAAAAUAAUCAUACAGCGGCAGAUUCCAAUUCAUCCUCUGUCCUAGGCAUGGGAAAAUUCCCGACAGAUAAUAGUGAUCUAAGUGUAAUUGUAAGUGAGGGCUCAAUUAUGAAUAACAUAAAUGGUAUAGAUCAACAGUAUACAGGACCUAACAACGAAAGCACAACCGAUACUUUUACUCCAUCCAACAAUUACACUUACAUGAAACAUAUUAAUGAUCACACCAACCAAAGUAAUAAUGCAUCUAACAAUUUUAAUGACCUUAACGACCAAAACUAUAAAAAAAAUAGCAUCAACGACUUAUCACACAACGAACUUCAAAAUGUUGAGAACGAAAAUGGUUCAAAUGCAGUUGUAAAUUUGCCAAUCAAUUCUUCGUUUGCAUCUCUAGAUAGUUUCUACAUUGAUAAUUUUGCUCUCUCCAAAAUGGGUAUCAACUCUGAUUAUUCUCAAUUUGAAUCUCCAAGAAACGACCAGUCUAAUAGAUCUAUUCAAAAUGGUUCCAUUCAUUCCUUGCAUUCAAUAGAUCGAUCAUCAUCUAACUUGAAUUUCUAUAACACGGGUAUGCCCUCUACUAGAAACGACAGACUAUCUCAACGAAAUAUUUCACGAAAAUCUCCAAGCUUCCCAAUAUCUCAACAUUCAUUUUCCAGGCCUUCGAGUUCUAAUGUUUCAGAUGCACAAAAAAGUCCUAAUCUGAACUCAAAUUUACAAACAAGAAGUUCAAGACAAAAUGUAUCAACAAAAACGAAGAGCAGACGUAGUUUAACGUCCUUAAAUUCACCUUCUCCGGGUACUCCCUCGUCUUCAAGAUGGAGGUUAUAUGAUCAUCCCCCUUCUUCACAAAAUCCCUCAGCUAGUCCAACCAAACUACCAUCUUCAAAGUUUUACCAAGGAAAAUCUCAUGACUCGAAAAAAAUUAUGUCGAAUAGAAAGGAAAGUCAAUCUCGCUCAUUCAGGGUUAAAAAGGGAAACUUUUUUAAUCAUUUCAAUGGACAAGAUGAAGAAACAAGUCAUAGCGAAAGUGACAUAGAUGAUGACACUAGUAAUCGUACACGUUCUGUGUCAGAUACCAACGAAAGUUCUUCGUACUAUUCUGAUAAUUCAAGUACACCAGAAUCACUUCCAUUUGAAUUUGGACUUGAUUCAGAAAACGGUAGUGUAAUAUCCAUGCAUGAUCUUCCGCGGAUUAGUGAGGGGCAUGGAUUUCUCGAUGUUCAUCCUGUUCAUUUAUCAGACCACGAAGAAGCAGAUGAAAGUAGCAAUACUAGCGAAGGUGAAUUAUUUUUGAAUUUAGGGAAAAAGGGACAUGUCCGCAGACAAGAAUCAUCUCAUUGUGUUAAUAAUGAUAGUACCUCUACUAUUACUCCAACAUCGCAUGGAAUAAUGGAUUCUACAGGGGAAACCUUGUUCAAGAAGUCGUAUAACCCGGUAACAAGCGGUGGAACGUUAUUCAUCCCACAGACAUCGCCACAACCGACCUUAUCUUUGCAAACUGAAAAGGACAAGUCUAUGAAUCGGGAUCAUAACACGUCCCCUUUACGAAAUGAACAGACAUAUUCGGGAGAAAAGCUUGAUUCUAAGAGUUUGUUGAAGACCUUCUUAAGAUCUACAAAGGAUACGUUUUCGAAUGGUGGACCACGGAGAGGAUCAAUCCCCUAUAUCAAACCUCCACUUGAAGAUUCUAAAACAGAUGAGCCAUCAAACCAGGAAAGAACCGGGAGAAGCUCACUUCGUCAUGAUUCAAAUGUUGAUGAUUCCAAUCGAAUGAGGUCCCACUCAGUUCCAGUUGAUGAAAAUGUUCAAAAUAAAGGAUAG
Messenger RNA from Naumovozyma castellii, 3561 nucleotides. It is a transcript of the gene SAK1, whose product is annotated as serine/threonine protein kinase SAK1. The transcript has a single exon. Lineage: Eukaryota; Fungi; Ascomycota; Saccharomycetes; Saccharomycetales; Saccharomycetaceae. The record is from RefSeq and is a predicted model, not a curated record. Bases 1 to 3561 code for a protein of 1186 amino acids.